AUGAAACAGACGUCUCAAAAAUAUCCGUGAGCUAAAGCAUUUCUACAUUAAAUUUCUGUCAUUAAACCUCUAUUGAAGCCAGGAAAAGCACGAGUUUGUGAGUUUUCAUAAAUCACUAAAAUGAAAUAAAAUUUCUACCAUGCAAUAAGGAGAAUUUGAAUUUGGAGUGAAAUAAGCCCAUGAGACGAGAAAUUCGGCGACAGCCUUCAAUCAAAUUUCAAUUUCGAGUAAGAAGCCAAGACAAGUCAUCUGGGUUCUGAGAAACAACCGUGGAAAUCAUAAAUCAACCCAAACACGUGCGCAACACUCAAAAUAGAGGUCUAUCGGAAUUCAGAAGGUCAAGAAAGAAGCAGGGAAACUUGCGGAGAUUCUAAUAAGACCGGUUGUUGUUAUUCGAAAGGAACACGAGAGUUUCAUUUUACUCGAAAUCUGGAAAUCUGACGAAUUCGAUACUCCAAUUAAAAAUUCGAAUCUGAUUUUUUGGAAAAAAAAAAGUAAAACCUUCUGUGAUUGUAUAAUCCGUUUAGAAGUCUUCGCUCGGGUGUUUUAAACAGUAUGGAUUUAGUUUAUAAAGUUUUUUUUUUCAAGACUGAGAGCCAUGUUCACUUACGUCUUUCAAAAUUUUUUUGACUUGUGGGAUAUUUUAAAGACGAGAAAAUUGAAAAUCAAGACCUUAAUCGUUAGGCGGUCGAGCUGUUUGCAAAUCACAGAUUUUCAUGUUCACACGAUUCCAUAGUAUCGUAUUAGACAACUACAUUUCAUUUUACUUUUUGAAAAAGUUUCAGAGUCCAUGAACGAAAUUUUCAACGACGUAGUUAUCUUUUGUUAUAUUAAAAAUAAUGAAAACAGAGUGAAUUUUCAUAGAGAAGUUUAACCUUAUUAGUAGCGUAGUUGCGUUGCUGCAGCGAAGACAUUUUUUAGAGAGCGCUCCGAGAAUGCCAAGGACGAGGCGAAUGGAGGGAAAAUUUCAAAGUCGAGAAACAAAAACGUGUACUAGCCAUAGGAAUUCAGCGAUCGACAAAACAAAAAGAUGUUUCCCGCACUUAAAAUUCCAUUUCGUCAGGCCGUGCGAGGCAUCGAAUAUAGGAAAAAAGCAAUUUAAAAAAAAAUAAAAGUUUGAUAGGAAAAACUAACAAAUUUCUGAACUCAAAACUGAAAUAAAAUGUUGUUAUACAAUCACUAACCUUUGGAAAACAGCCAUCGGCGAAAAGUUAAACUGCUCCUCACAUAAUUCUGUGCAGAAACCAAUCAACUUCGACAUCAUAACUGAAAUAAUAAAAUUUUUAAAACUUGAUAAAUUCCAGAAAAUGAAAACGAUGACUUCCAAUGAAUAUUUGGAAAAAGCACGGAAAAAAGCCAAUAGAGUCGAAAUUCUGGCGGAAGAGUUGAAAAGACUGAUAAGAGACAACGAACACGACAAUCAACGGCUGGAAAGGCUCACACAGAGGUGACAUUCCUCAAAAAAUUAUGAAAAAUCCGAAGAAAUUUUUUUUUUCCAAGAAAACAAUCUAAAAAUAAAAAUAUAUGCCGCGUUCGAAGCUGAUUUGACUCGCGCAGCGAAAAAGUUUUUCUGUUACAAAAGCCGAAACGCGUCGAAACGCAGCAGGUGCACACGACGUGAUUGGUUAGCUCCGCCUUUUUGGCAAUUAUCCAAUAUUAAUUUAUUUUCAAAAUACUUUUCUUGUCAGCUGGCGGGCCCAACCAAUCACGUCGUGAGAAUCUGCUGCGUUUCGGCUCGUGCUUUUGAACCAGUAAAACUUUUUUGCUACGCGCGUCAAAUUAGCUUUGAACGCAGCAAUAAUGAAAGAUGAAAAAUGUAUUGAAAACAUGUCUUAAAAAAACAGGUAGGUGGAAGUUUUUUUAAGAAAAAAAUUUUAUAUACUUCUCUCAUUUAUUUCGCGGAGAUCUCUCUUUUUUUUGCCGUGUUCAAAGUAAUUUCCGCGAAAUGCGAAAUUGUCUCUGACCCUCCAAAAUUUAGUUAUCUUUCUCUUUCUCUGACGGCUAUUUUGAAUUUCGUGGAAUCACUUUGAACACGGCAUUAUAUACAAAAAAAAAGUCGUUAAAUAUGAUGCUUCUCGUGUGUGUGCCGCCGACGAAAAUUUGCAUACUGCCGUUCUUUUCAUGAGCUGCGCGCGCUGCGUUAAUUAAUUUUUUUUAAAGUUGAGUUGUAAAAAUCUUCUCACAGAAUUUUCUUGCAUGGAACACAUAUUAAAACAUCUGAUUACUCUUUUUAGUCAACAUAUACAAACAUAUCUACAAAAAAAUAAAUAAGAAGCCAAAAUUUUGUGAUUCAACAUUUUCAAUCAUUUCCCUAAACAUUAGAGUUCUCAAAACCAAACGUUCGAACGAACGUUCGACCAAACAUUUUUCGAACAAAUGUUGAAACCAAACUUUUGGUUAAAGUUUGAAAUGAACGUUUCGUUCAAAAAGUCAUUUUAUUAAAGUUUGCUUUUGAACGUUCAACCAAAAUGAACGUUCAUUUUUCAUUUUAAAAAAUUCGUUCAAGAAAUGAACGUUCAUUUUCCAUUUCAAAAAAGUUCGUUCGAAAAAUGAACGUUCAUUUUUUUCGUCCGUAAAAAGUUCGUUCAAAAAAACGAACGUUCAUUUUUCUUUUUAAAAAAGUUUGUUGAGAAAAAUGAACGUUCAUUUUUUUAUGUUAAAAAGCAAACGUUCAUUAUUAUAAGAAAACAAUUUUUCGAAUUUUUUUUGGUUGAACGUUUGAAAAUGAUCUAUCCUAAACUAUCGAAAAUGAAAAAGUUCCUUUUUUUAUAAACGGUCAUUUUUUGAACGUUCGGUUUCGAGAACUCUACUAUAGCUGAUUCACGGCUGGUUUGAGCCGUCGAAAAAAAGGUCCUGACACGAUAAGGGAAGAGACAGUGUCUGAUUUGUAGAGAGCGCAGACAGGCCACGCCCCUUUGUGUCCCAAGCCAGCGGUGAAUCGGCUAUAACAUAUAUUUAGUGUCGCUCCCAAAGCUUAUUUGAUGCGCGCGGCGAAUUCCAAAGCUCUGACACAGGUCGCCCCACGAUUUUAGGCAAUCGCCUCGAUACGCAUAAUCAGAAAGAAAAUGUAGGAAAUGAAAGAAAAUGGAUGAAAAAAGAUGGAAAAAAUUAACGAAACGAAAAUAAAAUGUCAUGUACAAAAUAAUGGGCAGGAGGGGGUUUAUAAAUAUUUCUUUCAAUCAUAAGGCCUCAGAAAGCCUCAAAAAAAGUUCUCUGAUUUUCAUAAUUGAAGAAAAAAUUGAAAAAAACGCGGGUAUUUCGAUAUAUUAAUUAGCAAUAAGAGAAAAGUUGCAGGAAAAAAACAUUGGAAGAAAAUCUGGAGCGUAUGAGUGAUAUGGCAAAGCAUUCUUCACUCGCUGAGAAUAACAAAAAGUUGCUCGCAUACAUCGAAAAUCCAAUGGUUUAUAAAUUUCUCAUAUGUUUUUCUGUUAUCGAUUUCCGAUAGGAUUUCGACGUGAUAGGCGCUGAGAAGUACCAAAGCAAAAUGAGCGAGCUCAGAAUCCUGAUCAACGAGAUUAUUGUUUUCACAAGUCUGAACGAAAGAGCGAUGGUGACGGUUGGUGGAAUGAGAGGACAAAACCAACCGAAGAGUUGUCAGGAGAUGGGACAUCAGGAAGCCGAGUUCUGCGCGAGACUUUGCGACGCGAUCAAGGCACGCAAGCUUCUAGCAACAGCUUCUUUGGAAGCGCAGCAAACCGUCGAGGAUUUGAUGAAACGACGCGCCGACCUGUGGGAGGUACCUUCACUUUUUGUUUGGCGUUUGAAGUCAUUCAAAAUGAAUGAACUGCAGGCCGUUUCUCAACUAGAAAGUCAGGUGGAGUUCUACGAAAGUGAAACAUGGCUCUGCAAGACGGAAAAUCGGAGGUAAAUCCGUAAAAGAUUCAACUUCGUAAUGUUUUUAGACUGAGCGACGCGAUAAACAAAAAAACACGAGAGCCCAAAGUUUUUGACUGUGAGCAAAAGCAUUUGGCUGAAAAACGCAAGGAGCCGCCUCAUCAGCCCAAAGAUUUCGAGCAAAUCUUAAAGCCGGCCAAAACUCAAACUGGAAGUCAGAAGUCGUCGACAAGCAGAAGCCGCACGUCAUCGAGUUUGCUCUCGCUUCUGGACAACAAAAGUUCAAUUCCUCAUUCUUCUCUUCUUUCUUACAGCGAACAGUGCUCUGUAAGUCUUUUCCGAACAGUUCCAAAAAAAUUUGAGCUAUACAGACAUCGUGUCAGACAGAGGUUCUUUCGAUGGACAGCCUGAGUCAGUUUUCAUCUUAUUUGCGAAGCUAUGAACAAAGUUGCAGAGAAAGUCGCGGCCCGAAGCACCUGUCCUAUGCAUGGGAACAAGGCUUCGUCACAACCUUCAACUGUACCCUUUGACUUGAUGGCCAUUGUUCGAAAGGCUCUCGGAGAAGAGUUUCAAGCGUCUUUGUAA
Caenorhabditis auriculariae is the source of this 4419-nucleotide messenger RNA. Lineage: Eukaryota; Metazoa; Nematoda; Chromadorea; Rhabditida; Rhabditidae. The record is from the annotation of a GenBank genome assembly.